This is a messenger RNA of Eufriesea mexicana, 1732 nucleotides long. RefSeq names its product dolichyl pyrophosphate Man9GlcNAc2 alpha-1,3-glucosyltransferase. Gene Ontology annotation, biological process: dolichol-linked oligosaccharide biosynthetic process; protein N-linked glycosylation. The record is from RefSeq and is a predicted model, not a curated record. Gene Ontology annotation, cellular component: endoplasmic reticulum membrane. NCBI's taxonomy places the organism in Eukaryota, Metazoa, Arthropoda, Insecta, Hymenoptera, Apidae. Gene Ontology annotation, molecular function: dolichyl pyrophosphate Man9GlcNAc2 alpha-1,3-glucosyltransferase activity. The transcript has a single exon. The coding region runs from base 86 to 1732 and encodes 548 amino acids.
UAGAUGUUAUUUCUGAAAUAUACUCAUUAAUCAAGGGUUUGCUUGAUAUAUAAGUUAUUGAAGCUGCCAAUAUAUAUGAUCAAAAAUGCAAGAAAAUACACAGAUUGUGUUAAUUUCACUGUUUGCCCUUCUUUUGAGAUGGUGUAUUACAUAUCAUGCUUACAGUGGUCAAGGAAAACCUCCAAUGUUUGGAGAUUAUGAAGCACAACGACAUUGGCAAGAAAUAACAUUAAAUAUACCAAUUGAAAAAUGGUACAUAAAUACAACAGAUAAUGAUUUACAAUACUGGGGAUUAGAUUAUCCACCAUUAACAGCUUAUCAUAGUUAUGUAUUGGGUUAUAUUGCCUACAAAAUUAAUCCUUCUUAUGUAAAAUUACAUGAAUCUAGGGGAUACUCAUCUGAAGAUCAUAAAUAUUUCAUGAGACUCAGUGUUCUUUGCAUAGACAUUUUGAUUUAUAUACCAUCAAUAAUUUAUUUUAUAUUAACAAAUGAAAUAGCAGAAAAUUUUGAAAAAGAAAAUGUAUCCAUAUUUAGUAUAAAAAAAAGACAUAUUAAUCUUUUAAUAAUAUUAAUCUAUCCAGGUUUAAUAUUAGUAGACCAUGGACAUUUCCAAUAUAAUUCUUUAUCAUUAGGGCUAUUUGUUAUUGCUGUUACAGCUAUGCUUCAAAAUUCAUUUAUCAUUGGCUCAAUAUUAUUUAUUGCAGCUUUAAAUUAUAAACAAAUGGAACUUUAUCAUGCAUUACCAAUUUUUUGUUAUAUACUUGGAAAAUAUUCACUUUUGAAAAAACAAUGUUGGUCAUUUAAUAUAAUCAUGCUUUUAUGCAUAUCAAUUACAGUAAUUUUUACAUUUUUUAUUAUAUGGUUACCUUUUAUAAAAAAUUGGGAAACAUUUAUAAACGUUAUUUCUCGCUUAUUUCCAAUUUCUAGAGGAGUAUUUGAAGAUAAAGUUGCUAACAUUUGGUGUACAGUCAAUAUAGUUUAUAAAUUACAUAAUUCUAUUACAAACAAAGGAUUAGCCAAAAUUUGUUUAGUAGUAACUACAUUUGCAGUUUUACCAAGUUGUAUAAAUCUUUACCUAAAUCCACAAAAGGAAAGAUUUGUUAUUUCUCUUAUUAAUUGUGCAUUAUCAUUUUUCCUAUUUUCAUUUCAAGUACAUGAAAAAUCAAUUUUACUUGUUGCAAUUCCAGUUUUAUUAUAUUUUCAAAACAAUUCAUUUCCUUGUUUUUGGUUCUUAAUAAUUUCACAUUUUAGCAUGCUACCUUUGUUUAUAAAAGAUGAUUUGUACAUGGUAUACUGUACUACAUUAAUAUUUUACUUCUCCUUUGUUUUGUGGGCAUGUCCUGAUGUGUUUGAUAGUAAUGAAGUAUUGAAUAAUAUAAAUUUAAAGAAGAAUGCACAUGUUACAGUAAAUCAAAAACAAAUUAAGGCAAAGCUAAAAAACAUUAGAAAUAAGUCAGUUUUUAUAAAAUUAAAAAAGGAUAUAUUAUAUUACAAAAAUAAUUUUGUUUCAUUAAAUUAUAAUCUAUCUAUUUGGACAAAAAUUCUAUUUUAUUCCUCAAUGUUAGGAGUAAUAAUACUUUCUCUUAUUAGUGGUUUUCUAGAACCUCCAAGUAGGUAUCCAGAUCUUUUUGCAUUAUUAGUUUCCGUAUAUUCUUGUGGACACUUUCUUGUUUUCUAUUUAUAUUUCAAUUACAAACAAUUUGUACAUGAAAUAAACAUAAAUUUAAAAUAA